Molecule: messenger RNA, 654 nt
Organism: Closterium sp. Yama58-4
Lineage: Eukaryota; Viridiplantae; Streptophyta; Zygnematophyceae; Desmidiales; Closteriaceae
Source: the annotation of a GenBank genome assembly
AUGGUUUUUUACUUCAAAGUGCGCCCCGAAGCGGGCGAUUUCACCAUCUACAUGGGACUCGACAAGUACGAGAACGAACAGCUCAUCAAAUACGGCUUCCCCGAGGACAUAUGGUUCCACGUGGACAAGCUCUCGUCUGCACACGUGUACCUGCGGCUGCGCAAGGGGCAGGGCAUUGAUGACGUCACACCCGAGAUGCUGGAGGACUGCGCGCAGCUCGUCAAGGCCAACUCCAUUAUGGGCAACAAGCAGAACAACAUUGACGUUGUCUACACGCCCUGGGCCAACCUGCGAAAGGCAGCUUCCAUGGACGUUGGGCAGGUCGGGUUUCAUAACCCCAAGGUGGUGCGGAGUGUUCGGGUGGAGAAGCGACUCAACGAGGUGGUGAACCGGCUGAACAAGACCAAGGUGGAAAGGACGCCUGACCUGCAAGCUGAGAAGGAGGCGAGAGAGGCAGAGGACCGAGCAGCAAGGAAGGCAGUUCUUAGAGAACAGGCCCGGCGCGAGCAGGAGGAGAAAGCUCUAAAGCAGAAACAGGCGGAGUUACGGAGUUACAAGGGCAUAAUGGUGGAGAAGAAAAUGACGUCAAAUAAAGAUAUUGCGGCAAAGAUGGAAGGGAAAACUGUACAGGAUAUUGAGGAUGAUUUUAUGUGA